Chinchilla lanigera (long-tailed chinchilla) is the source of this 3622-nucleotide messenger RNA. RefSeq names its product iron/zinc purple acid phosphatase-like protein (gene Acp7). Bases 459 to 1760 code for a protein of 433 amino acids. Lineage: Eukaryota; Metazoa; Chordata; Mammalia; Rodentia; Chinchillidae. Gene Ontology annotation, molecular function: acid phosphatase activity; metal ion binding. The transcript has 13 exons. The record is from RefSeq and is a predicted model, not a curated record.
AGCACAUGAAAAUCGACACCCCCGGACCGCCCCUGCCGCCCAUCGGGAGCCCCAAGCAUACUUCGUCGCAGUCACCUCAACGCUGAACAGCGCAGCAGGUUAACGGGGAAGAUUCCCCCUCGCGCUCACCCGGAGCGCAGGACAGCGCGCGCUAAUAAUAAUAAGACAGCUCCCCUCGCUCGGGGCCAAGCGGCAGGAAGUUUGAUGCGCGGACGCAUUUCAUCCCCGCCACAGCUGGCGGAGCAGCACUGUCACCCCUUCGUUUUCACAGCACCCGGAGAACCACUCCCCCAAGAGCUCCUCCCCGCCCUGCACCAGGCCCAGCGCACAGGCAGACAGACCAACAGACAGCACUACCGAGCUCCCUCCGCUCUCCGCCCUCCUGAGGGAACCUGGACUUUGAUCCACUCCUCAGCCCUGCCUUCCCCUCUCGGCCCCACCAGCAUCACCCUACCACCAUGCACGCCCUUUCUGGCUGCUGUCUACUCCUGCUUCUCUUUGUGGUAGUCCGGGGAGCCCUGGAGACCCCCAGCGCGAUCCCGGUGCACGUCCAUCUGUCCUAUCCAGGUGAACCAGGCUCCAUGACUGUGACCUGGACCACAUGGGUCCCGGCCCGCUCAGAAGUGCAGUUCGGGAUGCAGCUGUCUGGGCCGCUGCCCCUCCGGGCACAGGGCAUCCUCACCACCUUCGUGGACGGGGGCACCCUGCGGCGCAGGCUCUACAUCCACCGGGUGACACUGCGGAAGCUGCUGCCCGGGGUCCAGUACGUUUACCGUUGUGGCAGUGCUCAGGGCUGGAGCCGUCGGUUCCGCUUCAGGGCCUUCAAGAAUGGGGUUCAUUGGAGCCCCCGGCUGGCCGUGUUCGGGGACAUGGGGGCUGACAACGCAAAGGCCCUCCCGCGGCUGCGCAGGGACACCCAGCAGGGCAUGUACGAUGCCAUUCUCCAUGUGGGAGACUUCGCCUACAACAUGGAUCAGGACAACGCCCGUGUCGGGGACAGGUUCAUGCAGCUCAUCGAGCCCGUGGCCGCCAACCUGCCCUACAUGACGUGCCCCGGGAAUCACGAGCAACGCUACAACUUCUCUAACUACAAGGCUCGCUUCAGCAUGCCAGGAGACAACGAAGGCCUGUGGUACAGCUGGGACCUGGGUCCGGCCCACAUCAUCUCCUUCUCCACUGAGGUCUACUUCUUUCUCCGUUACGGACGCCACCUGGUUCACAAGCAGUUUCAUUGGCUGGAAAGUGACCUCCAGAAAGCCAAUAAGAACCGGGCGGCGCGGCCGUGGAUCAUCACCAUGGGUCACCGGCCCAUGUACUGUUCCAACGCCGACCUGGACGACUGCACAAAGUACGAGAGCAAGGUCCGCAGAGGCCUCGGGGGCAAGUACGGGCUAGAGGAUCUUUUCUACAAGCAUGGGGUGGACCUGGAGCUGUGGGCUCACGAGCACUCCUAUGAGCGGCUGUGGCCCAUUUACAACUAUCAGGUUCUUAACGGGAGCUUCCAGCAGCCCUACACCCACCCUCGGGGUCCUGUCCACAUCAUCACAGGAUCUGCGGGCUGUGAGGAGCGUCUGACCCCCUUUGUCAUCAGGCCGAGGCCCUGGAGCGCCGUGCGCGUGAAGGAGUACGGGUACACGCGGAUGCACAUCCUCAACGGGACCCACCUGCACAUCCAACAGGUGUCUGACGACCAGGAUGGGAAGAUUGUGGAUGAUUUCUGGUUGGUGAGACCUCUGCACAGCCGGAUGAUGUACCUCUAGGCACACGGGACGCUCUCAUCAGGACACUAGCUUUGCUGCCUUGGCUGGUGGGACUGGACCAUUGGCCCUGGCCUGAGUGGGGAGUCAGGGCGGGCCCCACUCCCCUACCCUCCAGAGGCCUCGUGUGGGGUGUACGCAGCUCGAAGGAGGGCAGCUGUCUCUCUUCCGGACACGUGGGAGUCCUAGCUGGCUGCAGAGGGAGGGCAGGUAUGCAGCUCCCAGGCCAGCGCGGCGCGCCCUCCUCAUACCGCUGACCGGGCGGGAUACCCAAGUGCCUCAGAAUAAAGAGGCUUGCAGCUGUGGCCGUGUACACUCACCACUCUGCUGGCCACGCCCCUGAGCCGCCUCCCCCGACCCAAUGCCCCUCAGUGUGGAGCAGCGCCGGCCCCAAGGCAGCAGGGUAGGCACAGCUGUCAUGCCCUCGCUUCCCAGCAGGUGGCGUCGGCAGCCUGUUCUUCCCGUCCUGGCCCUCUGUCUUUCAAACCUGGUGCCGGCCUCGGUGGCCCGGGAAGUGCGGCCCAAUGUCCCAUCAUGCCUCAGUUUCUCAGCCAGUGCUCUCUUCCAUGGGAAGAAGGAGAGAAGGAGGCAACACAGCAACAUUUCCAAAUUCUGACUGGGGACUGACGGGUCUCAGGAGCUCACAUGCCUGUCAGUUUCUUCCUUCUUCCUUCCUUCCUUUCUCUUUCCCUUCCUCUUUUUAUUUAUUCAACCAUGAUUUAUUGAGCAUCUGCUAUGUGCCAGGCUGUGUUCUCAGUUCUAGGAAGCCAACCCCGAACAAGACACCUCUCUGCCCUCAUGGAGUGGGCAUUGCAAUCUGGGAAUUGGACAGGAAACACCAUAAACAAGAAAAUGACAGGCUGAUGAGCGCUCAGAAAAGGCAGGCAAGAGGGAUGGAGAGGGGGACAGGGUUAGCUUUCAGGGAGCCCUCACUGGGAGGUGACAUCUGAUCUGAAGGAGAUGAGGGAGAAGACAGGCGGGCUGAUGCCUGAAGGAAGAGCAUCUGAGGCAAAGGAAGAGCUGUGCAAAGGCCCUGAGACAGAGACUGGGCAGAUGGUAGGGCUAUUGGCCCAGAGGUGGAUUGGCAGGAGCAGCGGGACUUGGGGGUGGGGGCAGGGAGGUGACCAUGCAGACGGAGCUUUGUGGGCCACAGUGAGGGUUUUGGGUGGAGCCACGGGACAGCCCCCAGAUGAGGAGCAAUUUGGUGGGAUUCCAGCGGUCUCCAGGGUGCGGGCUGUCUGCAUGGCGUUGCUAUGGGACGACCUGCUCGCUCACCCUCCUCUGUGCUGAACAAUUUCGGGCUCUUCUGAUCAUAAUCUCAGCACCCUGGGCUGGGGGUCUGUGACCAGGGACUUUUUGUUCACGUCGGAGCCUGUCACCUCCACCAAAGCCUCCUGGGCCCCGCCCCCGGCCAGGGUGACAGCUUAUCACAGGAGGGCUGGCGAGAGCCGCACCCAGUGUGGCCUGGCACCUCUCGGACACUUGAUAAGUGUUUGUUGCCUAGAUGAAGGUGACUGCGGCUAGACUCUGGGCCAGCGACCCUGGGGGUCAUGUCCUGCAGAGCUGCAGUAGACAGGGAAACAGGCCGCCAAUCCAGGUGGCCCACAGCGGGGGAUGCCGUGGAGGGAUGGGCCGGGGCCCCGACGUCACACGCUGGAGAGUCACUGCAGGUGAGGGUGCACGGAGGAUCUGUCACCCAGGCUGCGUGGGGCGGGGGACAAGGCUGGGGGUGGGGCCCACAGAGGGCAAAGACCGCCCAGCUCUGCCCUUCCUGUGUGCGCGCCCUCUCCGAGUCCCACGCCCUCUUAUGCAUGAUAAGACUUUGUGCAUUGUCCGGGGGAUUAAAUGACAUCCAAGCCUUGGUA